Molecule: messenger RNA, 612 nt
Organism: Capronia coronata CBS 617.96
Lineage: Eukaryota; Fungi; Ascomycota; Eurotiomycetes; Chaetothyriales; Herpotrichiellaceae
Exons: 2
Coding region: 1-612 (203 amino acids)
Source: RefSeq, a predicted model, not a curated record
AUGUCCGGACCAAGAUACCCAGCGAUAGCCCCGCAGGACCUGAGCCCGCAACAGCGAGUCUUUUACGAUGAGAUGAAGGAGAAAAUGCGCAAUGGAUUCGGCUCCAGCUUCACCCUAGAAGGCAAAAAUGGCGGUCUCUUGGGUCCUCUCUCAAUCCUGAUGUACACGCCUAAAUACGCACCACACGUGAUGCGCCUGAACAAGGAAGUCUUGAAUCUUCCAGCGCUCGAGCCGGAAGUCACGGAGGUGGCCAUCAUGGCCACGAUGGGUCACUAUACGAGCUCAUUCGGCGGCGGUUUCCUCACCUAUUCGCAUUCUCGAAUCAUCGCCAGCAAGAACCUGUUGACGGAAGAGCAGAUGAAGAAGAUCACGUUUGGAGAGAAACCGACCGAUUUGACCGAAAAGGAGAGCGUGGCUUUUGACUUGGCCAUGCGGUUGGUCAAGGGGGGCAAGCCAUUAGAGCAGGAUCUCUGGGAACGCGCAAAUGCCAUCCUGGGGAAAGAGCAGACGCUUCACGUGAUUCAGCUUGUCGCUUACUACAGCCUGCACGGCGUCGCAUUGAACGCGGGCAUCAUCGGUGCCCCGGAAGGAGAACAGAUUUUUAAAUCAUAA